Molecule: messenger RNA, 1004 nt
Organism: Papaver somniferum (opium poppy)
Lineage: Eukaryota; Viridiplantae; Streptophyta; Magnoliopsida; Ranunculales; Papaveraceae
Product: nucleoside diphosphate kinase 2, chloroplastic-like
Exons: 6
Coding region: 92-784 (230 amino acids)
Biological process (GO): UTP biosynthetic process; GTP biosynthetic process; CTP biosynthetic process
Molecular function (GO): nucleoside diphosphate kinase activity
Source: RefSeq, a predicted model, not a curated record
UCGGGGUUGGUUGAGGAAAUUUUGGUGAAUAGAGAUCACUAUAAACAGCGAGAAAGACAACAGUUAGAAAGAUAGAGAGAGAAGAAAAUCAAUGGAAGCCAUGGCUGUUUUCGGAGGAAAUUCAUGUGUUGUCUCAUCUAUUCAUUCAUCAUCACAUAGAAAUGGAACCUCAUCUUUAUCUUACUCUGCUCAAAAUCUUACCUUACGCAACACUAAUCAUCUUGCAGCAUUUCGUUCAUCUUCUUCACUUUUCUCAUUUUCUCAUGUUAAAAUACAUUCCAAGAAAAAUAAACCCCAUAUCUUCCUUCCUCACUUGGUUGCUUCCAUGAAACAAGUUGAUGAAACUUAUAUUAUGAUUAAGCCAGAUGGAGUUCAACGUGGGCUGGUUGGAGAAAUAAUUUCUAGGUUUGAAAGGAAAGGGUUUAAGUUGACUGGUUUGAAGCUAUUUCAAUGUCCUAAAGAAUUAGCAGAGGAGCAUUACAAAGAUCUAAGUUCGAAGCCGUUCUUCCCUAGCCUCAUCGAGUACAUUACUUCCGGCCCAGUUGUUUGUAUGGCAUGGGAGGGUGUCGGUAUUGUUCCAUCAGCACGUAAGCUUAUAGGGGCAACAAAUCCUCUCCAAGCCGAACCAGGCACCAUUAGAGGGGAUUUAGCUGUUCAAACAGGAAGGAACGUCGUUCAUGGAAGUGACAGUCCUGAGAAUGGCAAGCGUGAAAUUGAUCUCUGGUUCAAUGAAGAAGAAGUAAUUCAGUGGACACCAGCUCAAGCACCUUGGCUCAGGGAAUAAUUUGUUGCCCGUAACUCUAGGAAAGACGGAGACUGUUUAUUAGAGUUCAUCCAGUUUUGGCAAGUUCGGAAGCUUCUCUCGGUCGAAUGCAUUUUAACCUGAUUUUAAAAAUUUAUAAACAAGAGAAUGUCAAAAUUGGAUGCCUGUAACAUUUGAAAUAUACAAGUUGGUAUCCACAAUAACAUUAUCCAAAUUCCAUUAUCUGUCUUACACUUCUAAA